CUCAAAAACGAUGUCUCCAACAAAGUGAAAGAAGAUUUCGAACGAGAGGUGGAAAUUACAAGUUCGUUCGACCACGACAACAUUCUAAAGUUGCUGGGAAUUAUCAUACACGACAUUCGUGAAACGCCGUACAUGGUAUUUGAGUACAUGACUCACGGGGACUUAGCUCAAGUAUUGCGAAAGAAUGAUCCUCAUGUGAAGAUCGGUGAGACAUCUGUGAAACUAACAAAAGUGGAACUGAUUGAUAUCGCUACACAGAUUGCUUGUGGGAUGAACUAUCUAUCUUCACAGCAUUUCGUCCAUCGAGAUUUGGCAACGCGGAACUGUCUUGUGGGCGAAAGCCUCACCGUGAAGAUAUCCGAUUUCGGAAUGUCAAGGGAUAUUUAUACGUGUGACUACUAUCGGAUUGGCGGUUCACGGAUGCUUCCGGUACGUUGGAUGGCUCCAGAGAGUGUGAAAUACGGACGUUUCACAUCCGAAUCCGAUGUCUGGUCCUAUGGAGUGGUGCUGUGGGAGAUAUUUAGUUAUGGAAAGCAACCUUACUUUGGACAUUCCAAUGAAGAG
Messenger RNA from Octopus sinensis (East Asian common octopus), 564 nucleotides. RefSeq names its product BDNF/NT-3 growth factors receptor-like. Gene Ontology annotation, molecular function: ATP binding; transmembrane receptor protein tyrosine kinase activity; neurotrophin receptor activity. The transcript has 4 exons. The annotation marks the transcript as partial. Gene Ontology annotation, cellular component: axon; signaling receptor complex; membrane. The record is from RefSeq and is a predicted model, not a curated record. Lineage: Eukaryota; Metazoa; Mollusca; Cephalopoda; Octopoda; Octopodidae. Gene Ontology annotation, biological process: protein phosphorylation; cell surface receptor protein tyrosine kinase signaling pathway; positive regulation of kinase activity.